AUGGUAGUGAGUGGAAUUAGUACAUCAGAACCAUACUUAUAUUUCUACAACACAGACAGAAUGAAAUUAUACAAAAAAGUUCCAAUUGAAAAUAUGAGUUAUAUUUGUUGGGAUCCAAUGGGAUUAUUCCUUGGUGCAGUACGUUCAUAUCUUUAUUCUCCACAUGCAAAGAAUGGAUUUAUGUUAUAUGACUGUUUUGGAAAUUUACAAUUUGAAACAUAUAAAACUAAUUUUGCUGGAUUAUUAUGGAGACCACAACCAACAAAUAUUAUUAAACCAGAAAUGGCUAAAGAAGUUGAAAGUAAAUUCAAUGAAUGUUUAAAAACAAUGAAAGAAGAAGAUGAACGAAAGAAAGAACAAAUUGAAUUAGAAAAGAAACAAAGAGCUGAUGAAUUAAUGAAAAGAUUUAGAAGUGUUGUUCAAAAGAAUGCUCAAUUAUCUGCUAAAGAACAUUUAAGAGCUUAUGAUUCUGGAAUGAAAAUUAUUGUUGAAGAAAUUAAACAAAAGAAAGAGUCUAAUGAAGAAGUAAAAGAAAAUAUAACAGAAACUCAGUAA
Entamoeba histolytica HM-1:IMSS is the source of this 555-nucleotide messenger RNA. RefSeq lists its product as uncharacterized. Gene Ontology annotation, cellular component: eukaryotic translation initiation factor 3 complex. Gene Ontology annotation, molecular function: RNA binding; translation initiation factor binding; translation initiation factor activity. Lineage: Eukaryota; Evosea; Mastigamoebida; Endamoebidae. The transcript has a single exon. The record is from RefSeq and is a predicted model, not a curated record. The coding region runs from base 1 to 555 and encodes 184 amino acids. Gene Ontology annotation, biological process: translational initiation.